Messenger RNA from Colletotrichum karsti, 1107 nucleotides. RefSeq names its product G-protein coupled receptor. Gene Ontology annotation, molecular function: G protein-coupled receptor activity. The transcript has 4 exons. Gene Ontology annotation, cellular component: plasma membrane. The record is from RefSeq and is a predicted model, not a curated record. Bases 1 to 1107 code for a protein of 368 amino acids. NCBI's taxonomy places the organism in Eukaryota, Fungi, Ascomycota, Sordariomycetes, Glomerellales, Glomerellaceae. Gene Ontology annotation, biological process: adenylate cyclase-activating G protein-coupled receptor signaling pathway; cell surface receptor signaling pathway.
AUGAUGACCAACGUUGGAACUUUGAUGGCAAGGUCGUACAUUGAGUCACCGGCGUCUCCCGGCUGUCAGCUCCAGGCGUUUCUUAUUCAAAUGUUCAUGCCGGCUGAUGCGUUCUGGACGCUCACCAUGGCCAUCAACGUCUAUCUGACGUUCUACUUCAAGUUCGACGCCGAGAGGCUUCGCAAGAUGGAGAUCCCGUAUCUUAUCUGCUGCUACGGCAUUCCCUUUGUGCCGGCACUUACCUAUGUCUUUGUUACCAACGGCAAAGGUCAAAGAGUUUAUGGAAAUGCGACUCUGUGGUGUUGGGUAACGCCGGAUUGGGAAAUCUGGCGCAUUCUGACAUUCUAUGGGCCUGUUUGGAUCGCGAUCUUGAUCACUUUCUUUAUCUACAUUCGGGCUGGGCGCGAGAUCUACCAGAAGCGCAAGCAGCUCCGCGACUUCAGUUCUUCCGACCCCGACCAGCUCAACUCCUUCCAUGAUGCUCUCACUUCGAUGAAGACAACGGAGGUCUACGUAACAUCAGAAACGAUCGACCAACCGAGCGGCUCCAUCGGCAUGGCCUCCAUGACGAGACGAGGAUCUGAAGCCGGACCGAAACCACGUAUUCCUGACGCCGCCUACUCUGUCAGCAUCUCUGCCAACCGUUACGAUCGCCAUGAUGCGCAGGUCGAGGCUGCACUCCCGGCUGAGCCCGUGGCUGCUGAAGCUGUCACCAACCAGCGUCCAAUGAACUCAGCACGCCGACGCAACUACGAGCUCAACAACGCUGCAUGGUCGUAUACCAAAUGUUCCAUCCUAUUUUUCACCGUCAUUCUCAUCACCUGGGUUCCGUCGAGCGCCAACCGUGUUUACUCAGUCAUCCACGCCAAGGAGUCGUCGACCCCUCUGGCUUUCAUGAGCGCUUUCGUUCUCCCUCUUCAGGGCUUCUGGAACGCUCUCAUCUACGUGGUAACGUCGUGGAAGGCUUGCAAGACACUCUGGACUGACAUCCGCGACCAGUUCAGGAUUCCGAGCCAUCCGCGCAGGAACAAGAACUUCGAGAGCGAGAGCAUCACGGAACUUACAAGUAGCCGACCGAGCUCAAACGACCAGCCUUCACGGGCAUGA